AUGUUAAAGCAACCUAUUAGACUACUACUAAGUAGACGAGGUCUAUCAACAACUACAUCGAAUUUAAAACCAUUUAACAACCAUUCAAAUUAUAAGUCAUCAUCAAAUAAAUCAUCAUCAAUACUUUCAUCAAAUAGAUUUCAAGAACAAUACAAUAAAUCCAAGACUAAUAAUUCGAAUCACAACAACAAAAGAGUACCUAGACCUUCUCACCAAAACCUGAAUCACCGAACCAGCAACAAUCACAACAGAUUCGACUUACAAAAAAUUCUAGAAACAGGUUCAGAAUCAUCUCAAAAUGCACUAAAAUCAAUCUUAACAAAAUUAUACAAUCUCAAUACAAAUUAUCAAAUUCAACAAGUAACAGACCAAGGUUUAUCAACAUGCAAGAUUCACGAAAUACUAAAAGACUUAAAUUUACAAAAACAAGGUAUACAACUUAUUGAAAGAGAUGAUAAAUUACCAUUAGUUAAAAUCAUCAAGAUUCAAGAAAUGUUAAAAUCUUAUAAUGAUGAAUUAGCAGAAUCAAAAGAAUUAGAAUUAUUAAAAAUUGGAUCAACAAAAACAAUGAAAAUUUUAGAUAAUAAAUUGAAAUCAAAACAAAAAAAAUCAAGUGAUAAACAAUUUAUAAUAAAAUGGAAUAUAAGUAUUAAUGAUUUAAAAAAUCAAAAAUUUAAUGAAUUAGAAAAAUUAUUGAAAAAAAAUGGGAAAUUUAAUUUAUACAUUAUUACAAAUAAAAAUAUAUCAUUUAUGAAUAAUCCAAACAUCAAGGACAUUAUAAAAGAUCAUGAUCAAUUAAAUUUGGAAAUAAGAAAAAGAGAAUUAAUCAAAGAUAAAAUCGAAACUUAUCUUAACGAAUUAACUGAAUCACCACUCAAAUGUAAAUGGAACUUAAUUGAUGGUGACGUAAAUACAAGAUUACAAUAUGGAAUCUCAAGUGUUGUCAAACCAACAGAAAUUAAUGAACCAAAACCUGAAAUACAGGAGAUCGAGCCCAUUAAAGUUCAAAAAUCACAACCAAGACAAACACAACAGAAAAAAAUAGAAGAAGAUGAUCUUGAUUCAUUAUAUCUGUUCAAAAUUGAAGAUUAA
Messenger RNA from Lodderomyces jiufengensis, 1092 nucleotides. RefSeq lists its product as uncharacterized. NCBI's taxonomy places the organism in Eukaryota, Fungi, Ascomycota, Pichiomycetes, Serinales, Debaryomycetaceae. The transcript has a single exon. The record is from RefSeq and is a predicted model, not a curated record. Bases 1 to 1092 code for a protein of 363 amino acids.